Messenger RNA from Hemicordylus capensis (graceful crag lizard), 4827 nucleotides. It is a transcript of the gene F13A1, whose product is annotated as coagulation factor XIII A chain. Bases 621 to 2834 code for a protein of 737 amino acids. Gene Ontology annotation, biological process: blood coagulation, fibrin clot formation; peptide cross-linking. The transcript has 15 exons. The record is from RefSeq and is a predicted model, not a curated record. Gene Ontology annotation, molecular function: protein-glutamine gamma-glutamyltransferase activity. Lineage: Eukaryota; Metazoa; Chordata; Lepidosauria; Squamata; Cordylidae.
AAGAAGCAAAGUUCACCUCAGAAGGACACAUUUCCUAAUAGUCUCUGUUGCAACCAAAGCUUAUAUAGGACUAUUUUCUAGUGGUGGUUAGAGAUGAUUCUCUGCAAGGGGUUAUCAAUCAAGAAGGAACAUGGAUAGGAGAUCUCAAUAGUCCCGAGUCAAGUCAUGGGAACUAUGAGCAGCCUGACACUGAUAACACAAAUGAUGCACCAUCCAACAAACUACUCUAAAGGGAAAGGAAACCUAUCCUUCCCAUUGUUUGUUGUAUUUCACUAAGGGCAGCUCUGGGGUUUAGUACUAAUUCUCUCUGGGGACAAAAACCAGAGGAUUUUCUAACUGCUCUGGAUACAGUGUCUGAGGGACAGUGACAAACAAGAGAGGAGGAGUAAAACAGGACUCAAUUGCUGUUCCUGAUGUCUAAGAGUAUCUGUCCUGUUGCAGGAGGAGGGGAGGGAAUGCAGGAAACGGGUGGGAGUGGCAGAGGCCAUAUAUAGCAAUUGCUCAAGUGUAUCUUUUUGCCAGAGUUGGUUUGCUGUGCAUGUGAAACUGAGGAGAAACAAGGGAAAUAACAGCUUAAACACAAGUCUUCCUUUAAAGAGGAUAUCAGUGAGAUAUUUGCAAUGACUGAACCAACUCCUCCUGAAAGAGAGAAGAAGAAACAGAUUCCCACUGGCUUGAAUGGGCGAAGAGCCCUCCCACCCAAUGUCUCCAAUGAAGAAGAGGAUGAGGUUCCUACAAUGGAGGCCUUUGGUUUGAUGCCAAGGGGGUUUAGACCAGAAGAUUUUCUGCAAGUUCAGGAUGUCGUUUUGUUCACUGGCGAAAAUGAAAUCAACAAACAAGAACAUCACACAGAUAAAUACUUCAGCCCCAAGCUGAUUGUGCGCCGAGGCCAGUCUUUCCAUAUCCAGAUUUAUUUCAACCGUCCUUACAAUCCCAAAAAGGAAGAAUUCUGGAUUGAGUAUCUUAUAGGACGAUAUCCUCAACCAAAUAAAGGCACAUACAUCCGAGUGCCUGUGGUUCAAGAGCUGGAAAGCGGGAAGUGGGGUGCUAUAAUCACCCAGAGCGCUGACAGUUCCAUGAGCCUGACUAUCAAGUCAGCCCCAGAUUGCAUUGUGGGAAAAUUCCGCAUGUACAUUGCAGUCAUGACUCCAGUUGGCAUUCUCAGGACAAAACGAAACCCAGACAGAGAUACAUACAUACUGUUCAACCCUUGGUGUCCUGAGGAUGCUGUGUUUCUGGAUGAUGAAAAGGAAAGGCAAGAAUAUGUCCUGAAUGACCUUGGGACUAUUUUCUAUGGAGAUCCUGAAAAUGUAAAAUCCAGAAGCUGGAAUUACGGUCAGUUUGAAGAGAAUGUUUUGGAUGCUUGCCUAUAUCUGAUGGACAGAGCAGAAUUGGAUCUCUCCGGACGAGGAAAUCCGAUCAAAAUCAGCCGCGUCGGCUCUGCAGUGAUCAAUUCUAAAGAUGAUGACGGUGUGAUUUUUGGGUGUUGGGACAAUGUUUAUGAUUAUGGAGUAGCACCAUCAGCUUGGACUGGAAGUUUAGACAUUCUCUUGGAGUAUUAUAGUUCUAAGAAACCAGUGCGGUAUGGUCAGUGCUGGGUCUUUGCUGGAGUCUUUAACACCUUUUUGAGAUGCAUAGGAAUUCCUGCAAGGGUUAUCACCACCUUUUCAUCAGCCCAUGAUAACAAUGCCAAUUUACAAAUUGAUUUCUUUCUGGAUGAAAAUGGAAAGAUGGAUCCCAAAAUCACAAAAGACUCAAUCUGGAAUUAUCAUUGCUGGAAUGAAGCUUGGAUGGCCAGAUCUGAUCUUCCUGUUGGUUUCGGAGGAUGGCAAGCUGUAGAUAGCACUCCUCAAGAAAACAGUGAUGGCAUGUAUCGGUGUGGUCCAGCUUCUGUUCAAGCUGUUAAGCAUGGACAUGUCUGCUUUCAGUUUGAUACACCUUUUGUUUUUGCAGAGGUUAACAGUGAUGUCAUAUACUCAAAAUCAAUGAAAGAUGGAACUAAGGAGAUCCAAGGAAUUGAUACAACCUGUAUUGGGAAAUUAAUUGUGACCAAAGAAGUUGGUGAGAAUAAAAUGAAGGACAUUACUGAACAGUACAAAUUCCAAGAAGGCACAGAGGAAGAAAGACUGGCCCUUGAUACAGCCCUGAUGUAUGGUGUCAAAAAACCUGCUACCCAGGAUACAGUGUCCAGGGCAGAAGUUGAAAUGGACUUCCUAGUUGAAGACUCAACAUUUGGCAGUGAUCUCAAGGUCAACAUUACUUUCCAAAACAAGACCCAAAGCCGCUACACAGCAACCUCUUAUCUUUCCGGCAACAUCGUGUUUUAUACAGGAGUCCCAAAGACGGAAUUCAAGAACCACAGUUUUGAUGUGACACUGGAACCCAUGAAAUCUCAAACUGUCGAGGUGCUAAUCAAGUCGAGCGAGUACAUAAGCCAGUUGCUGGAACAAGCCUUCCUGCAUUUCUUCGUCACAGCCCGUGUUACAGAAACACAAAAGAUCUUGGCCAGGCAGAAGAGUGUCACGCUGAAAAUCCCUUCACUGCUCCUUAAGGUUCCUGGAGAAAAGGUAAUUAGUAAGGAGAUGAGCGUGAUUGUGGAAUUCACCAACCCGCUGAAACAGGCCCUGACAAAUGUCGUCUUGCGGCUUGAUGGUCCUGGUUUGCUGACUCCGACUUCAAAGAUGUACAGAGAGAUUCCACCAAAUUCAACCUUGACCUGGGAAGAAACAUGCAUUCCAAAGCGGGCUGGCCUUCGAAAGCUGAUUGCAAGCUUGGAUUGUAAUGCCCUGCGACAUGUCUAUGGCGAGCUGGACAUCAAUAUUCAAAGCGUGUAAAAAGAUAUUCUGCCCUGUGCCUUCACUUUUUAGUAUUUCAUAAAUUUCAUUAUAGGAAAACAUAGAAUAGAAAUAUACUUCCAAGGGCCAUAGGAAGGUGGAUGCACACUUUCUGUGCACAAACCUGAAUUUUGUGUGUGCAUGUGGUUUCCCUUUCAGAAGCUGCCCCACAAAACCAUGAAACUGCUCUGUAGGCACCCUGAUACAUUUUUUAAAAGGACAUAAUGCCCUAGGAAGUUCAUUUGCCCAAGCCCAAGGAGAGCAGCAUAGGAGCAUAGCAUUCUGCUUUUAUAUGCACUUCUUCAUUUCACUUGGACUUGUACAAGAGAACUUCCUAGGGCAUUGUGCCCACAGGGCUAUGGUGCAUGGGCAGAUUAAUUUGCAAGUGUCAGAGGGGGAUGCAUGCUAUUUUUCUCUGCCCAGCAUCUUCAGUUACGCUAACACUGAACUAACAAUGCAUAUUCAAUAAAGGAAGCUAUCUGAACAAGAAAUAAAAAAUAUGUUAAGGAUCAGAAAAUGGAUGAAGAUAAUCGAAAAAAUAAUCCAAUGGAAUUAUUGUUCCUGCAUGAUCAUAUGUAUUUGCAACCUCUUAAAUUAGAGAGAGGGCAGUCUUAAAAGGUUCAAGUCUCCGGAGUACUCUGAACUUUAGUUUUAAUUAAGAUUUGAUAUAUCAUAGAAUGUUUUUAAAAGCUAAGAAAGCGUGCUCCAGGUGCAAUAAAAUAACUUUUUAAAAAUUAACUAAGAAGGUAUUGUCAUAGAGCAAGUUUGCUUGGGUACUAGUAAGGAUCUGAUACCACAAGUAAAUUCUGAACACUUAAUUCUUAAUUUGCACAUCCAUGGCAAAUAGGUUCAUAUGACCAUUUUAGAAUGGCAGUUGAUGUGAAAAGAUAUCACAGAUAUCACAGAUUGAGUGAGGAGUGCUGGUAUUAGGGGAGUCAUGUGACCUGUCACACAAAUGCUUUAGCACCCAAGUCAGCAACUAGUUUUCCCUGGAAGGCCACUUUGGGAAACUGCUGGAGCAGAGAGGGGUCACCAGUGCUUCAGCCUGUUUAAGGACAUAAGAACAGCCCUGCUGGAUCAGGCUCAAGGCCCAUCUAGUCCAGCAUCCUGAUUCACACAGUGGCCCACCAGAUGCCACUGGAAGCCCACAGCAGGAGUUGAGGGCAUGCCCUCUCUCCUACUGUUACUCCCCUGCAACUGGUGGCCUGCCAGCAAGUUCAGUUUCUACUUCUUUCACACACCUCAUCUAGACUAGCCAUUAAAGGAUCAGUUGGCACCAUUUGGAGGGCUGAAUUUGUUCCAAGAGCCUUGAGUUGAUGACCCCUGUCCUAACACAUUAAAAGGGUUGUGAAAUCAUGGUUCCCUGAGCCAUGUAAAUGUACAUAUACUCACAUAAGAAUAGCCCUGCUGGAUCAGGUCCAAGGCCCAUCUAGUCCAGCAUCCUGUUUCACACAGUGGCCCACUCCUACAUAUUUACAACAUAUAUAAGUAAAGAUGUGCAAAGUUGUAUAUCAUUCAACUAAUUCCUGAACAUUGGUAGAGACAAAUAGGAUGUCCAAUAAGAGUGGUGAAGGAAACUGUCCUUAAAGACCAAUGUAUCUGUCUUCCUGCGGUCCAGAGUCUGUAGCUGUGUUGUCAGAGACCUGGGUUGAAUUCUAGCAUUGGUGUGAGGGAAGCGCUCUGUGCCUGGGACCCCUGUAUUCUACCAACUGCUUCCUCAGCACAGUAAGUCGUAGGGUUGAGCUUUCAGUCCCCUGGUCAUUAAGCCACUUUAAACAGGUCUUUGAUGUGCAAUGGGCUUGUUUCCCAAGCUAUUAACUAACUCAAGUUGCACUGCUAAUGAACUUAGCUUGUAUGAAAUCUCAGAUUUAUGCCACUUUGAUACACUGUAUCAUCUGCUUUUCACUUCUAUCUUAAGAGCCUUCUGUGGCUCAAAGCUUGUGUUCUUCCAAUUUAACAACCAACGUUAAUCCAAUAAAAGGAAUUUACCUAA